AUGCCGGGCAUCCCCGCCUUCUUCGCCGGGCGCCACGUCCUGGUGACGGGGGCCACGGGCUUCAUGGGGAAGGUCCUCGUCGAGAAGAUCCUGCGCAGCUGCCCCGACGUCGCCACCGUCUUCGUGGUGGUGCGGCCCAAGCGCGGCCAGGAGCCCAACGACCGCAUCAAGGACCUGCGCCACCUGCCGGUGUUUGGGCCCCUGCUCAAGGCCAACCCCAACGCCUUCGACAAGAUCCACGCCCUGGCCGGCGAGACGACGCAGGUCAACAUGGGCCUGAGCGAGGCGGACCAGCGCCUGGUGCAGGACAAGGUGUCCGUCGUCUUCCACCUGGCGGCCGCGCUCAACUGGACCGUGCCGCUGCGGACGGCCGUGCGCGAGAACGUGGGCGGCACCAAGAACAUGCUCGAGUUCUGCAAGCGCAUCAACAACCUCGUCGCGCUGGAGUACACGUCCACCACGUUCUGCCAGUGCGGCGAGGAGGUCCUGCACGAGCGGCUGUACCCCGCGCCCUACAACCCGCACCGCCUGCUGGAGAUCUGCGAGAUCAUGGACGACGAGGUGGUGGAGUCCAUGGCCAAGACCCUGUACGGGCCGCACCCCAACUGCUACACGUACACCAAGGCGCUGGCCGAGUCCAUGGUGGACGAGUACAAGAACGAGCUGCCCCUGCUCGUCAUCAGGCCCGCCAUCGUGAUCCCCACGUACAAGGACCCGAUCCCCGGCUGGGUGGAUACGCUCAACGGGCCCAUGGGGGUCUUGGCGGCGGCGGGCAAGGGCGUGCUGCGCUCCAUGAUGUGCAACGGCUCCAUCAACGCCGAGGUCUUCCCCGCCGACGUCUGCAUCAACGCCAUCAUGGCCGCCACCUACCUCCGCAGCCAGCAGCCCCGCAUCCUCCCCGAAGUGCCGGUGUUCAACGCCUGCUGCGGCCCCGUCAUGGAGACGACCUGGGGCGAGAUCCUGGAGAUCGGCAAGCGCGUGCUGCACAAGUGCCCCUUCGAGUGGGCGCUGUGGUACCCGGACGGCGCCAUCCGCACCAGCUGGUGGUCGCACCAGCUCAUCGUGCUCUUCUUCCAGGUCAUCCCCGCCUACUUCAUCGACGCCCUGCUCUUCCUGCUCGGCCAGAAGCGAUUCAUGGUGCGCGUCCAGAAGAAGAUCCGCUCCGGCCACGACCUGCUGGCCUUCUUCACGAUGCGCGAGUGGAAGUUCGAGAACAAGAAUGGCUACAUCAACCUGUGGCCGAGCCUCAACGACGAGGACAAGCAGACCUUCUUCCUCAACAACGUGCUGCCCGUCGACAAGGAGGCCUACAUCGAGAAGGCCAUCAUGGGCACCAGGACGUACUGCCUGAAGGAGUCGCCCGGCACCCUCAAGUACUGCCGAAGGCGCCUCGCCGUGCAACACGUGAUCCACCGGACCUGCGUCGCCCUGUUCUACAUGACGUUGGUGUACUACGUCGUCGCCCUGUCGUUCGGCGCCUUCAAGCUGGCCAGGUCGCUGCUUUCCUAGCCGCGCCGGCCGCCGCCACCCGCGUCAUCAAGAUCGCAGUCAUCGUCACCGUCAUCGCCCCUCUCUUCGCCCGAGUCUGUGAUUUCCGGUCUGUGUCACCAUGCACGUGCCCAAAGAGAUUAACCGACCGAACCCUUC
Molecule: messenger RNA, 1647 nt
Organism: Thrips palmi
Lineage: Eukaryota; Metazoa; Arthropoda; Insecta; Thysanoptera; Thripidae
Product: putative fatty acyl-CoA reductase CG5065
Exons: 8
Coding region: 1-1509 (502 amino acids)
Biological process (GO): long-chain fatty-acyl-CoA metabolic process
Cellular component (GO): peroxisome
Molecular function (GO): alcohol-forming very long-chain fatty acyl-CoA reductase (NADP+) activity
Source: RefSeq, a predicted model, not a curated record